Aspergillus wentii DTO 134E9 is the source of this 466-nucleotide messenger RNA. RefSeq names its product putative salicylate synthetase. The record is from RefSeq and is a predicted model, not a curated record. Gene Ontology annotation, biological process: L-tryptophan biosynthetic process. The transcript has a single exon. Bases 17 to 310 code for a protein of 97 amino acids. NCBI's taxonomy places the organism in Eukaryota, Fungi, Ascomycota, Eurotiomycetes, Eurotiales, Aspergillaceae.
CGAGGAAACUGUGGUCAUGGAAGAUCUUAUGUCUGUCCGGCCCCGUGGAGGUAUGCAGCAUCUUGGAUCCAGAGUAACUGGAUAUCUAGACGAGAAGAAGGAUUUCUGGGAUGCAUUCGACGUCCUGUUCCCAUCUAUCACUGCGUCAGGAAUUCCCAGGGCACCAGCCCUCGAGGGCAUUCAACGUUUGGAGAGCCAACCGCGAGAGCCUUACUCCGGAGCUGCUCUUCUCAUCGACAGCAAACGGUCUUUUGAGGCUACAGUGGUUUUGCAGACUGUACUGCAGGAUAAGAAUCGGCGAUGGGUAUAGGCUGGAGCGGGAGUCAUUGCGCAGGCGAAUCCUCAGCGGGAAAUGAUUGAGACCUGUGAGAAGUUGGAAAGUAUUGCUCAAUAUGUCGUGACAGAGUAGAUGAGUACUGGAUAAAUUGGUCUAGAUUAUGCAUGCAAGAAUGCCAAAUACAGAUCC